CAAUAUUUUUUUCAAUGAAGUAAAUUAAAUUCAGAAGACAACGCAAAGUGCAGCUAACUGGUUCAUAAGUAAUUUCUAAAUUCAAAUCAUCUUCGAAGCUAUGGAAGAUGAGGAGUUGAAAAACAUUUUCCGGUAGCACUGAAUAGAAAAAGAAAUGGAGAAUUACAUUUACACAUACCCUAGAGUAGCAGAGGCCGUUACUUUAAUCAAUCAAAAGGUCACUCUCUUCGGUUCCGUUAUCGAAGUAGGCUUACCCAAGAAAACUCGCGGCACCGAUUGGAUUCGUACUGUGAAAAUAAUCGAUGAAUCCGAUUGCAAAACCGGGUUGUCGGUUAAUAUAUUCGCUUCGACUAUGGAGAGCCUUCCUCAGAUUUUAGCUCUUGGUGAUAUUAUUCAUCUGUCUCGUAUUGUGAUUAAGAAAGAUAAUGGGAAAGUAAAUGCAGUUUUCUAUAAGUCCGGCUCUUUAUUUGCUCUGUACAGAGGCAAAAAUAAUGGGGACUUCCUCCAUUAUCAAUGUUCCCCAGGAUAUCACGCUAGAGCCCACGACUUCAAGUGUGUUUCAGCCUUACAAAAUUGGCUAGCUGACUUUCAUCUUGAUGAUGAUCCACGUAGCUUCAUGUCCAUGCGAGAUAUGAAAGAAGGAGAACGAGCUAGUUUAGUUAGCAAGGUGCUUCACAUAUGUGAGGUUGCUGAAAAAAAAUGGAUGGUGUUUAUAUGGGAUGGGACUGAUUCUCCUCCAAUUAAUAUUGACUCAAACUUGGAGUAUGGUUGGGAAAACCCACCUCCUUUACAACUAGAGCCCCUUCCACUGCCAAGAGAUGUAUUACGUGCAUUUCCAACUGUUGGUUCAGUCUUACGGGUAAUGAUUGACCACGGAAAUGAGAAGGUUGUCCCUUUGAUAAUUACUGGUAAAUGGGUGAAAUUUCUCGACAUACUUUGUGAAGUGCGGGAAGGAUUAUGGUAUGGUGUGUUGACGCCCUCCACAAGGUUACGUUAUGUAUCAAAUGAGAGUCAAAUUACUUUAGCACGCAAGAAGGCUUACAAAAUCCGGCUGUCAUCGAAAUUGGGGCGCAUCCCAUAUAUCUGUUUUCCUCGGCCUUCACCUGUUACAGAGGUUGAUGACAAGGAUGUGUCUUUCGUCACAUUAAUGGAUGUUCUAACCCAUUCGGAGGUAACAGCUAAAUUCAAUUGUAUAGUUCGGGUAGUGGCUGCAUUUCCAUGGCAAGUACAGACGUAUUUCUCUGAUGAUGGAACAUAUGGGAUCAGACUGACCAUCGAGGAUCCAACUGGCAGAAUCCAUGCUUAUUUAUAUGGAGAAGAUGGGGAGAAGUUUUUCGACGGUCAUCCCUCCAUGGAUGUACUGAUAAAGAAGAGAAACAAAUUGCUUGGUGUGGCUGUUGAUGAUGACGGAAAGGAAAUUAUGGGUGCUCUCAGAAAUCCUCCAUGGAUACAGUGUUUUAUAAAAUCCUAUUAUAUUGAUGUAAAUAAUAAGUGGGGAAGCAGAAAUUUUAGAAUUUUUGGCACCAAGCAUGUAGGCUAAGUAGGUAUUAUGUAAUUAGGAUACUAAUCCAUACUAAUUUGUAUAUUUAAAGGUUAGUUAUUUGUAUAAUUUCAGGCUAGUAAUUUGUAUAUUUCAAGGCUAUAGUAGUAAUUUUGUCUACCAUUGUGUGAGCAAUGGUAUAUCUUGACCAUUUGUAAAUAAACUCAAACAUUUCCAACGCCUAAUCAAAUUUGAUUUUUCGGAUCAA
Messenger RNA from Mercurialis annua (annual mercury), 1748 nucleotides. Its product is annotated as protection of telomeres protein 1a-like. Gene Ontology annotation, molecular function: G-rich strand telomeric DNA binding; telomerase inhibitor activity. The coding region runs from base 155 to 1540 and encodes 461 amino acids. The record is from RefSeq and is a predicted model, not a curated record. Gene Ontology annotation, cellular component: nuclear telomere cap complex; chromosome, telomeric region. The transcript is spliced from 10 exons. Gene Ontology annotation, biological process: telomere capping; regulation of telomere maintenance via telomerase. NCBI's taxonomy places the organism in Eukaryota, Viridiplantae, Streptophyta, Magnoliopsida, Malpighiales, Euphorbiaceae.